Molecule: messenger RNA, 673 nt
Organism: Babjeviella inositovora NRRL Y-12698
Lineage: Eukaryota; Fungi; Ascomycota; Pichiomycetes; Serinales
Exons: 2
Coding region: 47-553 (168 amino acids)
Cellular component (GO): mitochondrion
Molecular function (GO): oxidoreductase activity
Source: RefSeq, a predicted model, not a curated record
AGCGAUAACACAUACCACAAGACACUCAACCUCUCCAGAACACUUCAUGUCCAUGUUCCGUACCAUGCAAGGCGCUCCAGGCGUCAUAACCUUGUUCACUCGACCACAGAGCAGAGUCUCGGAUCAUUUGUUCAAGCAGUUACAGUACUACUCCAAGCCAUUUCAGUCCAAGAAGAAUCCGACUCUUUUGGCCAAGAUCUUCGGCGAGCGUGCCCCGAAGAACGGGAGCGAGGAAGACCGCUACACCAUCGACUUGCAAAACACCUGCCCAACCUACGACCAGUUUUUGACCAUGACUUCUUUCCUUAGCACCCACAAGAGCAACUUUACCUCCUUCCGCCAUGCCUUCCCUCCAAUUGGAAAAGAGAUGAAGUACGUGGGCGACUUGAAGGUGCCUGAAAGGUUGGAGUACGAAGCGAUGAUGAGCAAAGGUGUGAACGGCGAGGAGGAGAGCUUUGUCACGCCGUUGGUGGUUGACUGGAACCAAGCGUUGAUUGCUAGCGACGAUGAAGGGAUUGAGCGGAUUAUCCAAUACUAUAAGGCUCAGGUUUAGACAACCAGAGGGAAUACUUGGCUCCCUUCACCUCACUUGCAUUCUCCCAGAAAAUACCUCUGGCCUACUUAAUUUCACAUUCCUCGCUAGUCUUCCGCAGAAGCGUCCUGGCAACCUUCC